AUGGCGCCUCUUUACUAUAUCCUUGUGGCAUUGCCUUGCACGAUUGGGGCGAUUGCUUUGGCUGUUCUUCACAUAUACAGGCAUCUCUUGAAUUACACGGAGCCUACUUAUCAGAGAUUCAUUGUGCGCAUUAUCUUUAUGGUUCCGGUUUAUGCGUUGACUUCGUUCUUGUCGCUCAUUCUCAAUGACAAGUCUAUCUACUUUGAUUCGAUAAGAGAGAUAUAUGAAGCAUGGGUCAUAUAUAACUUUCUAUCCCUGUGCUUGGCAUGGGUUGGUGGUCCAGGAGCUGUUGUGCUUAGUCUGAGUGGUAGAGUUCUGAAGCCAAACUGGUGCUUGAUGACUUGCUGUUUCCCACCAAUUCCGUUGGAUGGGCGCUUCAUAAGAAGAUGCAAGCAAGGAUGUUUGCAGUUUGUUAUCCUCAAGCCCAUCUUGGUUGCAGUCACAUUGAUACUGUAUGCCAAAGGAAAGUACGAGAGUGGGAACUUUAGUCCUAUACAGUCAUAUCUCUACCUCACCAUUAUCUACACAUUCUCCUACUCAGCGGCACUCUAUGCGCUGGCUUUGUUUUAUGUCGCAUGCAGAGAUUUGCUUCAGCCAUUUAACCCAGUCCCAAAAUUCAUCAUUAUAAAAUCUGUUGUGUUUCUUACCUACUGGCAGGGUGUUUUGGUGUUUCUUGCUGCAAAAUCUGGAUUUAUAAAAGAUACAACUGAAGCUGCUGAAUUCCAGAGCUUCAUAAUCUGUGUUGAGAUGCUCAUUGCAGCUGUGGGCCAUCUUUAUGCAUUUCCAUAUAAGGAGUAUGCAGGUGCUAAUGUUGUUGGUUCACACGGCUUUACAGCAAGCCUUGCACAUGCUCUUAAGCUAAAUGAUUUCUACCAUGAUACAGUCCACCAGUUUGCACCGACUUAUCAUGAUUAUGUGCUGUACAACCACAAUGAAGGUGAAGAGGGAGCAAGGAAAUACAGAGCACGGACUUUUGUUCCCACUGGGCCAGAAAUGGACACUGUUAGAAAAAACAAGCAGAUGCUUGGGAAUAAGUUAGAAGACAUACAGUUGUCCAGUCUUUCAUCGUCCGGAAGUAGUACUCCCCAAAAUUCAAGUGGUGCACAGGAUAUUGCCAAAGCUGAAGCAAUGAAUUCCUCAUUGCUAAUGGAUCCAUCAAAUGCUCUCUCUACUCCAUAUGAUCUAACGCUGAUUGAUAUAGAUAUGUCUAGUUACCCUUCAAAUGUAGCUUCGGCUAGUGAAUCUGGGCAAAGGUGA
Oldenlandia corymbosa var. corymbosa is the source of this 1257-nucleotide messenger RNA. NCBI's taxonomy places the organism in Eukaryota, Viridiplantae, Streptophyta, Magnoliopsida, Gentianales, Rubiaceae. The record is from the annotation of a GenBank genome assembly.